Xylona heveae TC161 is the source of this 370-nucleotide messenger RNA. RefSeq lists its product as hypothetical. The transcript has a single exon. The record is from RefSeq and is a predicted model, not a curated record. NCBI's taxonomy places the organism in Eukaryota, Fungi, Ascomycota, Xylonomycetes, Xylonales, Xylonaceae. The coding region runs from base 146 to 331 and encodes 61 amino acids.
UACGCAUCUCAGUAAAUUAUAUCCAUAAUAUCAGCAUAUUUAAUAUAUCCAUUUCUAAAUUUAUUCAUCUAUAUCGCAGAAGCAACCUCAUAGAAUUACUCGAAAUUCUUCCCUCUUCCCUAAAGCGCUUCCGCGACUGCAAUAUAUGCCAUUUUUCUCAUAUACUUCACCCGUCUGCUGCAUCGCAAUAACCAUGCCAAUCAAUGUAAACAAAGUCUGGCUACUGUCAACCUGUCAUUCGUACCUCUGUACUCUGUACUUUGUACUCCUAAUCCGAUGUCGCCGACCGAGGCCCUGGGACGUUGCGCAACGUGCGUUGGUUGUACCGUAGUUAGCGUACCCUGGGACGAGGGAGGCCAGCGCUGGCAGG